AGCAAUGAGCUUUCAUUGUAAGGCUCACACUGCUGGUUUAAAAUGAUGCCCAAAUAAGGUUUGAAGGGAGGCCAUUUAAAGUAGGAGAUAACACGUGUGUGGCCAUUUGCUUCUGGACCCCGAGGUCAGGAAAGAGCUGUGCAAUGAUGGGUGAUCCAAUCCUGUUAAAAGAUGAGGGAAACAAACACUUUCAGGCUGGAGACAUUGAUAAGGCCAUAGAGUGCUACACCAACGCCCUGAAGGAGUGCACAGACAAAAAAGUGAAGGCUGUGAUUUACAGGAACAGAUGCGCAUGCUAUCUGAAAAAGGAAAGUUAUACCAAUGCAGUAUCGGAUGCAUCGAAAGCAAUUGAUGUGGAUUCAUCUGAUAUCAAAGCAUUGUACCGCCGCUGCCAAGCUUUAGAGAAACUGGGAAAACUGGACAUGGCUUUCAAAGAUGUGCAGCGAUGUGCCACCAUUGAACCAAAGAACAAGACCUUCCUGGAGACUCUCCGUAGACUGGGAGCAGAAAUCCAGGCCAAGCUCAAGACAACAUUUUCCACAGAUUCGAGAGUUCAGGACAUGUUUGACAUCCUGCUGGAUGAGGAAAUGGACAAAGAAAAAAAGGAAAAAGCAGCCAACAACUUGAUUGUGUUGUCAAGAGAAGAUGCAGGAGCAGAGAGAAUCUUCCAGAACAAUGGGGUGGCUCUGCUGCUGAACAUGGUGGAGACCGGGAAACCAGAAAUGAUCCUCGCUGCCGUCCGAGCUCUCUCAGGAAUGUGCACUGGACACAAAGCUCGGGCGAUGGCCAUUGUCAAUAUGAUGGGAGUUGAUAAGAUCUGCAGCAUCAUGGCGCUGGACAAUGAAGAAAUUGCAUUGGCAACAUGCAACCUCUUCCAGUGCAUCAAUGACUCUCUCACUGGUGGAGACACAAGGGAUUAUGGGAAGGAAGCAUCUUUAGUUUUGGAUGCAGCUAAAGAAUUGAAAACCAUUCUCCUUGCCCUCCUGGAGAUGAUAGCCAAUAAGAAGGUUUCAGGCCAUGGCAGAGACCAGGCGCUGAACCUUCUGACUAAGAAUGUCCCUCGCAAAGACAAGAAAGAGAAAGAUCACUCCAGGACCCUCUUCACUAUCGAUCACGGGCUGAAGAAGAUCCUAAAGGUCUGCGGUCAGGUUUCUGAGCUGCCGGAUCAGCUCCCUCUGACAGAGAACACACAGCUGAUCGCCAGCGUGCUUCUCAACAAGCUCUAUGACGAUCUGAAGUGUGAUCCAGAGAGAACCAACUUCAGGGAGAUUUGUGAUGAAUAUAUCAAAUCUAAAAUUGAUCCCAACAACAUGGACAAGACGCUUCAUGCCAUCAACACCAUCUCAGGACUGCUGCAGGGUCCCUUUGAUGUCGGCAACUCUCUGGUGGGACAGCAGGGCGUCAUGGAGAUGAUGGUGGCGCUGUGUGGCUCAGAACGGGAAGUGGACCAGAUGGUUGCAGUCGAGGCUCUGAUCCACGCUUCCACAAAGAUGAGCCGCGCCACCUUCUUCAUCACCAACGGCGUGUCGCUGCUCAAGGACAUCUACAAGAAGACCAAGAACGAGAGGAUUAAAAUCCGUGCCCUGGUGGGUCUCUGUAAACUGGGUUCAGCUGGAGGUGAUGAUUACGCCUUAAGGCAGUUUGCUGAGGGCUCCACAGAGAAGCUGGCCAAGCAAUGCAGAAAGUGGCUUUGUAACCCUCAGAUUGAUUCAAAAACAAGGAAGUGGGCUAUCGAGGGUCUUGCCUAUCUGACUAAUGAUGCAGAUGUUAAAGAUGACUUUGUGGAAGAUGAGCUUGCAAUGAAAGCCAUGUUUGAUCUGGCAAAGUCUAGGGAUAAGACAAUCUUAUAUGCAGUUGCUUGCACUCUGGUUAACUGCACCAACAGCUACGAUAAGAAAGAAAUCAUCCCAGAGCUGGUUCAGCUGGCCAAGUUCUCGAAACAGCAUGUUCCUGAGCAACACCCCAAGGACAAGAAAGACUUUAUUGAAAGGAGAGUAAAACGGCUGCUGAAAGCUGGAGUCACUUCCGCUCUUGCUGUUAUGGUCAAAGCAGAUAGCGCUAUCUUGACCGAUCAGACCAAGGAGAUGUUGGCAAGGGUUUUCUUGGCACUGGCAGAUGAUCCUAGAGAUCGUGGUACUAUAGUGGCCCAAGGAGGGGGGAAGGCCUUGAUACCUCUUGCUCUUGAGGGUACAGAAAAAGGAAAGGUGAAAGCAAGCUUUGCACUCGCCAAAAUAGCAGCUGUCUCCAACCCAGAGAUUGCCUUCCCUGGAGAGAGAGUGUAUGAAGUGAUACGUCCUCUAGUCAGCUUGUUGCAUACAGACAAAGAGGGAGCAGAGAACUAUGAGGCUCUCAGAGGUUUAACCAACUUGGCUGGAUUUAGUGAAAAGCUGAGGAUAAAACUGGUAAAAGAAAAAGCUCUGCCAGAGAUCGAGAACCACAUGUUUGAAGAGAAUGAAAAGAUCCAACUGGCUGCCACUGAAUGCAUGUGCAAUCUGGUAACAUGCAAAGAGGUUCAAGCUCGUUACCUUGAAGAUGGCAACGAUAAACUGAAGUUGCUGGUGCUGCUUUGCGGAGAAGAUGAUGAAAAACUUCAGAUAGCAGCAGCUGGAGGUUUGGCCAUGAUCACUGCUGCUGAGAAAAAGCUUUGUACUAAAAUGACCCGUGUGACAGUACAGUGGCUGGAGAUCCUGCAGAGGUUAUGUCUCCAUACCAACCCGAAUAUCCAGCACAGAGGUCUGGUGAUAGUCUACAACAUGCUCUGCUCCGAUGACAUGGAGCUGGCCAAAAAACUAAUCGAGAGUGAAAUGCUGGAAAUCCUUAGUGUGAUUGGAAAAGCAGAGGACAAUCCUAAGAGACAGGAUCCCAUCGACGUGGCACGCACAUGUCUGGUCAAGGCCAUGGAUCUCGGUCUGAUCAAACCCUUCUCUAGUCCUUCCUAAGCUGCUGAAAAUGGCCCAAAACCACAACAAAAGACAUUUUAUUUCCUAACUUAUUUCCUCUGUUAAAAACAGAAAUUUUAUUCAAAUAGACCUUAUCAAUCUGUGACUAGAUAUCAGAAAAACAACUGUAUUGUUUUUUAUUGAUUUUUUUUUUUCAGUGCAGCUUCUUUUCUUACACUUGUAUCUGUGUGUUUGGGGACAUUUCUGGCUCCUGUUUGUGCUGAUUUGUAACUGGUUUUUGUGUUUUUCUUUUUUUUAAAUUGAUUUGUUUAUUUCAAAUUUGACAUUGGAUUUGACUUAUAAUGCAGAUCAUUAAAAUAUAU
This is a messenger RNA of Cyprinodon variegatus (sheepshead minnow), 3262 nucleotides long. It is a transcript of the gene unc45b, whose product is annotated as unc-45 myosin chaperone B. Bases 144 to 2939 code for a protein of 931 amino acids. The transcript is spliced from 20 exons. Gene Ontology annotation, molecular function: Hsp90 protein binding. Lineage: Eukaryota; Metazoa; Chordata; Actinopteri; Cyprinodontiformes; Cyprinodontidae. The record is from RefSeq and is a predicted model, not a curated record.